Messenger RNA from Diaporthe amygdali, 1128 nucleotides. RefSeq lists its product as uncharacterized. Gene Ontology annotation, molecular function: ATP binding; protein kinase activity. Bases 1 to 1128 code for a protein of 375 amino acids. The record is from RefSeq and is a predicted model, not a curated record. Lineage: Eukaryota; Fungi; Ascomycota; Sordariomycetes; Diaporthales; Diaporthaceae. Gene Ontology annotation, biological process: spliceosomal complex assembly; regulation of mRNA processing; protein phosphorylation. The transcript is spliced from 2 exons.
AUGGAGACUUCAUGCAAUAAUAACAACGCGCCUUCAUGUCCAACAGCCUCGCUGCCAUCAACUAAACCUCCCGCUGACAAGAGCGAAUCUUCUUCAAUCAAUUACUCCCCAUUGCGAGCCAUCAGGUAUCAUGAGAACCUGGAGGACUACCGCCCGGGAGGGUUCCAUCCUGUCCUCAUCGAGGAUUCCCUUGGCGAAUCAGAUCGUUUCAAGGUCCUAAGAAAGCUCGGGUACGGCUCGUUCGGGACAGUAUGGAUGUGUUGGGACACCAAAAUGGAAAGGCUCCGAGCUGUCAAAGUGAUGCGUGCAGAGACAAUUAAGGAGGACUACGAGAAAGAGAUCAAGCUCCUCCACUUCCUCUCGGAUGGCGGUGAUCAAGUCAGCGUGGAGGACGCGUACGAGAACCACCUUGCAGUCCCCCUAGAGCACUUCUGGCAAGAAGGACCCAAUGGGCGACAUCUAUGUAUAGUAAUGCCUGUACUGGGGCCGAACGUACAAAUUGCCAAGUUUCUAGGGAACGUUGACCUCCUAAAAGAUAUAUGUUCCCAAGUCGCCAGUGGCUUGGCCUUCCUUCACAGCAAGGGUCUGGCCCACGGCGACCUCCACCCUGGCAAUAUUUUGCUCCAGACAAAUAUCAAUGACCUGAAACUGGAGGACGCCAAGCCUUUAUUUAAGCAAUUCAGCUAUGAAUGCCUAUACGCCGAAGGACAAGAGGGCCCUGGACCAUACGCGCCGAAACACAUCUACGAGCCUAUGAAAUGGACCAAGGUCGACUGGAAAUACUUGAAAAAAGACAUCGCAAUUAUCGACUUCGGCGCAUUGUUCAAGACCUCGAAUCCUCCGAAUUACCAAAUCAUAGACGAGUCUCUUAUGGCACCUGAACAGUUCUUCGGCUCCAAUCCAAGCCAAUCUUCGGAUCUAUGGGCUCUCGGCUGCUCCCUGACGCACAUCCUCGGACCCAGGAACCCAUUCAAGGAAAGCAAGACGGAUGUACGAUGGAGCCCGCUGCGCAGAUGGGAAGACGCUCUGGGACCGUUGCCACAGCCAUACCGUGCUCAGUGGAUAGGGUACAGGCGUGGCGAGAUGAAGAGAAAAUACGAGGAGCUGCAUGAGGGACAGAAGACGUGA